UCAGUGCCUGAGUGAGCCCCACUGGCCACUCUCCCUAUAGCCGGGCAAUGGCCGAAGUCGACAGGGCUGUGCUGCUGCUACCUGCUCUCGCGGGGCCUGAGGAGACGAGCCCGCCCUACCAGCCUUUCAGGCAGCAAGGCAGCAGCAAUUGGGGUUUUGAAAGCUUUUAUCAGUAGAUUGUGGGCGGAAACUGCCCCGGGUUUGCUCUGAGCUUCUUGAGGCUUCUCAGCUUCAGAUGCAAAGCGAGUGGGUGUCUCUUUGAGAAGCAGAAAGGGGGAAAGAAAGAACAAAAGAGAGGUGUUUCCCUGGGUUCUGGGAACUCUAUAAAGAGAGAGCCGGCUCCUUUCUCUCGAGCAGUCAGAAACAGGAGUCCCGUCCUUGACACCCGGGACUCCCCAGGAUUGAGAAGGAGAAGAACCCUUGGCUGGGGGCUGGCCCAAGGCACUGGCUGCCAUGCAGCAGCCCUUGAAUUACCCGUACCCCCAGAUUUUCUGGGUGGACAGCAGUGCCAGCUCUCCCUGGGCUUCUCCAGGGUCAGUCUUCCCCUGUCCGUCCUCUGUGCCAGGAAGGCCCGGGCAAAGGAGGCCACCGCCACUACCACCACCUCUGAAGAAGAGGAGGGGCCACAACACAGGCCUGUGUCUCCUUGUGAUGUUUUUCAUGGUUCUGGUGGCCCUGGUUGGAUUGGGACUGGGACUAUUUCAGCUCUUCCACCUGCAGAAGGAACUGGCCGAGCUCAGAGAGUCCACCAGCCAAAGGCAUACAGAAUCGUCUUUGGAGAAGCAAAUAGGUCACCCCAAUCCAUCCUCUGAGAAAACGGAGCUGAGAAAGGCAGCUCAUUUAACAGGCAAGCCCAACUCAAGAUCCAUCCCUCUGGAAUGGGAAGACACUUAUGGAAUUGCCCUGGUCUCUGGGGUGAAGUAUAAGAAGGGCAGCCUUGUGAUCAAUGAAACUGGGCUGUAUUUUGUGUAUUCCAAAGUGUACUUCCGGGGUCAGUCCUGCAACAACCAGCCCCUGAACCACAAGGUUUACACGAGGAAUUUUAGGUACCCCCAGGACCUGGUGCUCAUGGAGGGGAAGAUGAUGGACUACUGCACUACUGGCCAGAUGUGGGCCCGCAGCAGCUACCUGGGGGCUGUGUUCAAUCUCACCAAUGCUGACCAUUUAUAUGUCAAUGUAUCUGAGCCCUCUCUGGUCAAUUUUGAGGAAUCUAAGACAUUUUUUGGCUUAUAUAAGCUCUAAGAAAAGCACUUUGGGAUUCUUUCCAUUAUGGUUUCUUGUUAUAGGCACUGAGAAUGUUGUCUUGAAUGAGGGUCUUCUUAAGUCCACUUGAGGUCAAGAGAGAAGACAUGAACCAAGAGGAUCUUGAGACCACAGGGUCCAGCAUUUCUACAGUUCCUCAUCUCACCUAAGGCCCACGAGCCAGACAGGAGGAAGACAUGAACAUGAAACUCUGGGCUGCCAUGUGAAGCUGCAGAGACAGGGAAAAGCAGCUGCCAGGGUGUUCUACACUCAUCUUAAGUGGCCUAGCACACUUUGGUACACUGAAAAUGGCACCUUUUAACUCACCUCUUGGGGUGGGUCUACUGUCUACCUCAGGGGAGGCUGUCUUUCACGUAUAUGGAUGCAACAUGAAUGUAUAAGGGGUGGGAAAAGAGGACUAGGCUUACAUGAUAAGCUAAAGAGACUAAAAGGCCAGUGUCCCACUGGCAGCAUCUUUACUUCUAAAUGCAUAGCCUGAGCCAUCAGGUGAUGCUAACAGAGAAGCAAGAGAGAUCUUUUGAGGACUCAGUCCAUUCCCUAUACAGCAUGUAUAUUUCCAGUGCAAUUGUGGGUGUGUGUGUGUGUGUGUGCGUGCGCGUGUGACUAGAAGAGUUACGUAAGUAGAGAGAACGUGGAGAUUGGGAAGGACAUGUUAGGAAAAUAUGGGUUGCAUUUGGUGGUAGAUUUUGAAUGCUUUUUGGGCAACCAACUCUAAUAGUCCUCAAAACUCUUUGAUUGUCAGUUAUUAAAGCUGUUUCCCCAUAAUAUAACUAA
This is a messenger RNA of Delphinapterus leucas (beluga whale), 2037 nucleotides long. RefSeq names its product Fas ligand (gene FASLG). NCBI's taxonomy places the organism in Eukaryota, Metazoa, Chordata, Mammalia, Artiodactyla, Monodontidae. Gene Ontology annotation, biological process: positive regulation of canonical NF-kappaB signal transduction; apoptotic process; extrinsic apoptotic signaling pathway via death domain receptors. Gene Ontology annotation, cellular component: membrane. The record is from RefSeq and is a predicted model, not a curated record. Gene Ontology annotation, molecular function: tumor necrosis factor receptor binding.